UAAAACAGCAAACAAUUGAUCACAAACAAUAGAAUUUUAAUAAUGAACUUUGAAUAAUAUUCUAAGCACAAUUGUUGAUUUAUUGAAAGCAGGAUUUAAUUUAAAAUGGCGGCUGUUACAAGCGACAGCAAAAAUGUCAUCGAAUGCAAGAUUUGUAAAAAUCAGUAUCGUAACCAACAACUAUUCGAUGACCAUCUGAAGAACAAUCCCGCUUGCAGCAAAUUAACAUGUGACGUGUGUCAAAAACAAUAUAUGUAUGUUAAGUCUUUGAACUUUCACAAGAAAACUCAUUUAAAAGAAAAGCCAUUCAAAUGUGAUGAGUGCGAAUAUUCUACCAUUUCCAAGUCAUUGUUAAACAGACAUCAAUUAACACAUUCAAGAAAACUGUUAUAUAAUUGCAAGUAUUGCGGUUGGCCUACUUCGAGGAAAAGUACUUUGGACGGACAUAUUUUUGUGGUACAUUAUGAACAGUUGUCUUCACCUGACGAACUUCCACCGAGAUACAGAGAUUUAAAAAAAUAUUCGUGCAAGUUGUGCAAGCAACGAUGUCAAUCAGAAUACGCUUUAAAAGAACACAUGAGAACACACACGGGAGAACGUCCAUUCCAGUGUGACAUUUGCUUGAGAAAAUAUGUAACUAAGUCAAAUUUAAAAGUUCACAUGCGAGCGAAACAUUCAAGACAAAAAUUUACAUCUGAGCAACAUCGAAGAGAAGAAACGUCGCAGCGUAUUGCAACUUCUGGACAAAAUAUUGCUCAAUCUCAUAUGCACUUUCCUGCAUCAAUUUCGUCAACAGAACAUAAGAACAGUCACACUAAUGACGCUCCAUCCACUUCAAUGAUAAUUUAUGUGUUAAUAUUAGGACUGUUAUCAAUUAAGGAAAUUGAAGAAACAGAAGAUCCAGAAAUAUUGACAGCAGUUGGACUGAUUAGCAGAAGAAGAUUGGAGAUGAUGAUGAAGAAAAAGGAAUUCUUUAAUUUGGAUAAACCAUCGACUUCGAAAUAAACUCUACAAGAAGAAUUGAAAUAAAAAUUUAUUAUCUUAUGCAAAAUUCACAUAAUAUGUUAUCAAAAUUAUCAAAUUAUCUUGAACUUUAAAAUUUUUGAAAAAACUUUGAUAAAA
This is a messenger RNA of Centruroides sculpturatus (bark scorpion), 1122 nucleotides long. RefSeq names its product zinc finger protein 717-like. Gene Ontology annotation, biological process: regulation of transcription by RNA polymerase II. The transcript has 6 exons. Lineage: Eukaryota; Metazoa; Arthropoda; Arachnida; Scorpiones; Buthidae. Bases 106 to 1005 code for a protein of 299 amino acids. Gene Ontology annotation, cellular component: nucleus. The record is from RefSeq and is a predicted model, not a curated record. Gene Ontology annotation, molecular function: RNA polymerase II transcription regulatory region sequence-specific DNA binding; DNA-binding transcription factor activity, RNA polymerase II-specific.